AUGUCAUCCAUCUUCGCCUAUCUGUAUAUCCCAGCGAGUAUAUAUAUCGCACGCUGGAAUCCUUCAUUGGGCUUGCUGACGGUAGGUAAAGAAGUGGGAUAUCUUUUGCUUCAGAGUUUAUUGAUUCUGGUAUUAGGUAUAUUAUCAGCCUUGUCGACCAAAGAAGAGAUAUGCACUUCUAUCAAAGCUGAACCAGGACAUUUCGGAUAUUCUACUAAACCAUUUAGAUGUCAGGAAAAACUCGCUUUGGCAAUCUUAUCGUUCCUCCAUCUACUCCUAGUUUUAUGCUGGUUAGCAUUAUUAUUCAUCUCGGUACAUAGAUAUAGGGGACAUGAGAAGAGACAAACCGAUCCAGAUGGAUUCGAAAUUCCUGUUCAUCAAUUCCUCUCCUCAAGAUGCCAAUUAGAAGUGGAUGAACAACAUGAUUUGACACCUAUCGAAUCACUUACCAACACUACCAAAACUCCCUUCUCACCUUUCUCCCCCGGAACAACCAAAGAACAAGACGGAGACGAAAUUCCACUACAUGAUUCUAGUCCUACUCGAAGUAAUAAACAUACUUCGGAACCAUGGCGAAUCUCUUCAUUACCUUUGCCAGAUUUGAAAUUCCAUUUUGAUAGUGUUAGGAAUUCAGCUAAAAGUAAUACUUCUACUUCCGCCACAGCAGGAGGUGGAGGAGGGUUUGGAUUCUCCUUUUCCAGUCCUGUUGGAGGUAGCACCAAGAAAACCAGUACGUUGUUACCUACUUUGGAAAGUGCCCGUAAUUCAGUAAAGAGCUGGAAGAAAGAUGAUGAUUUAGAAUCUAUGAGGAGGGAUCAUAAACGAAUUGAAUCAUGGAGGAUAUCACCUAUACCUCUUCCAGAUUUAAACUUAGGAUUCGAUACCAAAUCUACUAAAACUCAAAAUCACCAUGAUCGGGAUAAGGAUAGGUUUUCAGUCAAGAGUGGAUUGAGCGGAUUGACAUUGGAAGAUGCUCGGAAUUCCAUUCAGAGUCUCAAGAGCAAUAGUACGAUUGGUGCAAGGGAUUCGUUGAAAAGUCAAGUUUCCACAACGAUCAAACCUGUCGAAAAAGCAAAUACUAAAUCGGAAAAUCAUCAUCAUCUGGAAGUACCUUCCCUGAGAGAGACGGGUGGAUAUAGAUCAACAUUUCAAUUUCGCCCUGAAUUGGAGACUCACCGAGAUUCUAUUGAAACUCUUCGAAGGGAUCCAAGAAAAAUUGAAUCGUGGAGGAUAUCUCCUAUACCUUUACCUAACAUCCGGAUGAGUUUCGAUCAUCAGAAGAAAGAAGCUAAGAUUGUUCAACAUACGACCAUAGGUACGAAUACGGAUGGGGAUGAAGAUGACAUUGUUGUUAUCCCUGGGUUAUCCGAUAACAAUGAACGAGUACAGCUACGGGACUCAACUGAUGUAGAUGGCGAUUUGAGUCUUGCAGGAGGAUUAGGACGGUUGAGCGUAGGGGGCAGUGGAGGAGGGAUACAUAAUAAACGAUUAUCGAAUGUCAGAAAUUCAGCACAGAGUGGAUUGCGCUUACAACAUGCUAGACAAUCUGUUAGAAGUCAAAUUGGAGAAGUGUUAGAAACCCAUGCUGACAACGCUAGUAUGAACAGUAAGGAUAGACGAGUAUCUUGGGGUGAUAGCUAUUCAUCGUUGGGUUUUGGUAAAUCGACUCUCUCAGUUAAUUUUGAUGGGACUGGCGGAAGUGGAAGUAAGAGGAAUUCAGGUUCGGGUGAGGGGAAGUGA
This is a messenger RNA of Kwoniella botswanensis, 1740 nucleotides long. RefSeq lists its product as uncharacterized. NCBI's taxonomy places the organism in Eukaryota, Fungi, Basidiomycota, Tremellomycetes, Tremellales, Cryptococcaceae. The transcript is spliced from 2 exons. The record is from RefSeq and is a predicted model, not a curated record. The coding region runs from base 1 to 1740 and encodes 579 amino acids.